Ctenocephalides felis (cat flea) is the source of this 7465-nucleotide messenger RNA. RefSeq names its product protein bark beetle-like. The record is from RefSeq and is a predicted model, not a curated record. Gene Ontology annotation, cellular component: membrane. Lineage: Eukaryota; Metazoa; Arthropoda; Insecta; Siphonaptera; Pulicidae.
CACAAUCAUGGCAAAAAUAAUUUGUGUAAGAAAGUGGCUGAGCGUGUUUCUGGUGUUGUGCAUUACAAAUACAGAAAGGACUUCGGCCAGUUACAGUUAUAACAGGGAAUCCUUAGAAGAUAGUUCGAUGACUAGCGAUGAACCGCUAUACGAGACCCUGUACACAUUACCGCCUCGCGGUAAGAAGUACACCGAGAUACCAGGUGGUGUGCUCAUCGGCGGGAGCACGACCAGGGUCCUGGACAAAGCCGGCAGCCCCUACUUGGUCCUGGACGAUUGGAUUGUGGAGAGAGGAGCCGAACUCAGGAUAGAAGCCGGAGUCGAAGUCAAAUUCAAGCCUACGAUUGGACUGACGAUAAGAGGACGAUUGUUGGCGAUUGGAAACGAUAGAGAACGCAUAGUUUUGACCAGCGAGGAAGCAGGAUCAGGAGUGAUCGACAGAAAAGUGAGGCUGGUGGAUGGACCAUCGCCGACAACUGAGCUACAAAUUCUGCAUCUCGGAAACUGGAGAUCUGUAUGUAGCAAUUCAAGAAAUUGGACGCUGUCAGAUUUCGGUACGGUAUGCCGCGAGCUCGGUUACCGCGGCGGUCGCUUUUACCGCUGGAUGGAGGGUGAACGCCGUGGUACAGGCCACGACCGUCGACCGGCGCGGCUGCUGCUCGAAACCCCUUCCUGCUCCGGCAGUGAAAACUCGUUGCAAGACUGCCGCAGAUGGAGGGACAGGCAACUGGGCGCCGGUGUAUGUGAUUUUCAUGGAGACGUCGGCGUGCAAUGUGAACAGAGGCAUGCAUUGGACCAGGCGUCAAAGAUUACGAACAAUUGGCGAGGUUUACGAUUUGAGUAUGCCGAUAGCGAACGUCGUCUUACCCAAGAAAACACUCUCUACAUCAAAUCAUCUCGAUCAGUCUUCUGAAUUGUGGACAUCCUGCACGUGGACGGGCAGAAGCAGCAACACUACUGCGGGCCUUAGUGUUCGGGGUCGCUCCAAAAUAUGCAAAAUUUACGAAUCACAAAUUCGGCAUUACCAUGGAGCAGAAAUAUUGAAUACUGAUGCACCAGUGUUUUAUCGAAUUGAACGGAAGGGAAUGCUGGUUAUGGGAUCGUUGUUAACUCAACUUAUGGACAGGUGCUUCUAGAGAACUGUACUGUCGAUGGAAAUGGUGCAGAUGGCAUACGCCACAUUGUUCAUUACACUGAUCCCCGAGAAUCACGCAGAGAUCGCACUGACGUCCACGAGUUCUGCAUGCCCACCACUGUCAGUCAAACUUAUCCUGUUCGAAUAUCUGUAGAACAGUCAAAAUAUUCCAAUACUGAAAGAGACUGCGGAAAAUACUUCACCACUCGCAAUGGUUACGUACUGACACUUAAUUUUGUGUUUUUCACAACUGAUAAAAACGAUACAGCCACUUUAGAAGUUUUUGAUGGAACUUCAAGACAUGACAAGCGAUUGGCCACACUCCUCAUAAGAAACAACACCAGAGCACAGAGUGUUACAUCGACAAGAAAUAAAAUUUACGUGCGGUUUAAAGCUGAAACUAGAGUUGAAUUGUUAGGUUUCCUACAUCUAACAGCUGGUAAGCAAAAAUCAUAUGACUUAAACAUCACAAGAAGCAAUAUCGCUGAUAAUAAUGGAAAAGGCAUCACAGUAGAAAAUCUUAGAUCUAUGGUGCAUAUACACCAGAGUUCUAUAUCCAACAAUGGUUAUAUAGCUGGAUUACACGUAAAUCAAGGUGUUGGUGAUGUUAAUGUUACAGACAGUCGAAUAAGUUUCAACAGAGGCGACGGUAUAAAUAUAACUUACACUGGAGGUAACACAAAUGUAUCACGCAGUUCUUUGAGUUCAAAUACACGUAGAGGUUUAGCAAUUUGGAUAAAUGAUACCACAGAAACUGAAUAUAUGAAUUUUAAUCAAACUACUGUACUAGAAUAUAGUGAAGUUUUUAGAAACUUAGAGGAAGGUAUUCUUCAUGGUAAUUUUUGCGGUCAAGGUUGGAUUAAUAUAACCGGCAAUUGGUUUAACGAAAGUAUGGAUACCGCAGUAGAUUUAGGUACUUGUUGGCGAGAUAACCAGCAAGGUAAGAAAUUAAAUCUACAAAUUGGACACAAUGUUUUUGAAAGAAAUAGAAAAAUUAGUAUCAGAAUAUAUCCUGCUCUGAACAUAGAAGGGAAAAUAGAAUAUAAUCAUAUUAGACACGGCGAAUAUGGAGGAAUAUUAAUAAAAAACCAGCCGUUAGAAGAAUUUGAAGUUCUUCCUUCUAGAAUUGUUUUACAAAAUAAUGAAUUAUAUAAUAAUAAAGGUGUUUUUGUAGUUAAUUUGGGUACUUCACCUUAUAGCCUUGUGCAGUCAAUAUUAUUUACAAGAAAUUUUGUCACUGAAAAUUCUAUCAAUGAACCUUUUAUAAACGAAGACGGCGCAAGUUUCAGUUUGUUGCCUAGAAGUCGAGUUGCCGCGGCUGUAGUUGUAUCAUCUGAAACUGUUGAUAUCUAUAGAAAUAUUAUUGACAAUCCAAAUUCUAAAUAUGAGAUUGGUUCUCAUUUGGAAGAUCAGAGUAAGACAAUAAACUGUACCUUCAAUUGGUUAGGUAAGCGUGAUGAAGAACAACUAUUUAAUAGAUUAUUUCACAGAAAGGAUAGAUACAAUCUUGCUAAAAUUAUUUACUUACCUUAUCUGCUACAUAAUAGUAAUCCAGGUGCGAAUACCGUUGUGGCACAUCCCACAUUUGUCCCACAAUUCAACGUACCGGGAACAUAUAUAGUCGGUGGCGAGGUAGAUGGUCAAGAAAAUCUUAAACCCGGCGAAUAUUUUGUAGAUAAAGAUAUUAAUAUAAGACCAGGCGGUAAGUUAACCUUGCAAUCUGGUGUGACUUUGAAGUUUCCGCCAUCAAUUGGAAUGAUGGUUGCUGGAAGAUUAGAAGCUAGAGGCAGAAAUAUAAAUGCUAUCAUAAUGACAUUGAAGCAGCAAACAGUUAUGGAACCUGAAGUGGAAAAUAUGGAAAUGGAUACAGAAAGAUAUGAUACAGAAACUCAAAUAAUUGAAGUAGAAUCCAAAAUUCCUAUUCGAUUACUAGGUGGAAUGACUAAUAAUGAAGGAAGAUUACAAGUAAAAAUUGAUAAUAAGUGGGGAACUGUUUGUAAUUAUGGAUGGUCGAUACGGAAUGCGGCUUUAGUUUGUCAUCAACUAGGUUUAGUUUUAAAUCCCAAUGAUUGGAAUCUUGAACGAAAUCAAAUUCCGAAUGCUGGUACGAGUGAGCCAAUUAUCAUGGCAAAUGUACGUUGCACAGAGUUUGAUACCGAUAUCACGAAAUGUCGAUCAGAAAAAGCAAAUGAUUUUGAGAAUUCAUGUACCCACGAACAUGAUGUUGGAGUACGUUGUUACCAAAGUAAUUGGGCUGGAUUAAGAUUGGGAGUUCGCGCCGAUUUGCAAUAUAACAUUGAGAAAGCUGGAUUGCUAGAUUAUGCAACAAAUUCUUUUCAACCAGCGUUGCAGAUAGAUUUUGCUCGACAUAGUUUGGAAAGCAUCAGAGUCAUAGAUAAUAUUCAAGAUGGAUUAGGAAUAAUUUAUUCAGACAUAUAUAGUGCUGAUGCAGUAAAUACGGUUAGAAACUCGGAGUUUUUAAACAAUCGAGGCAGCGGCAUUCAUGCGUGAAAACAACUUGGUUUAAAAGUUCAGGGAGCAGUUAUCGAAAAUAUAGUAGCGGGCAUAAAACAUGACCCGGUAAUAUCUGGAUUACAACAAAAAGAACUAGCUGGCUGGUUUAAUAUGGCUCCAGAUUUUAAUGUAUUAGAAUCUAAUUAUCAUCCUAUUACGAUACCUGAAUAUGAACCUGCAACAAUAGAUUUAGAAACCGGUAAAACGAUAUAUCUUCUGACAUCUAAGCAUGUACGCCAAGAAAAUAUUCACAAAUUUUUCGACGUUAAAUGCCAGCCAGGUUAUGUUAUUGGUAUACAAUUAUUGAAUCCUGUUUCUAAUAGAUCCAGUGAACGUAUUUGGAUACAUGAUUCUCAGAAUGUUAAUUCUCUAAAUGAGAAAUGGCUUUUGAAUCGAGAUUUAUCUGUUUUUCCGGUUGCUAGUAGUAGUUUUGGCGUUGUACUAGAAUAUACAAGUGGAAAUAAUGCGUUAGGAGGUGUUGUGCUGGUUUUGAGCACUAUUCCUGCACCAAGGCAAACCAUAGUAAACAAAAUUGUCAGAGGUCCUGUGCCAACAUUAACUAUUAUGAAUUCUCGUAUUCGACGAAACGUAAAAGGAAUGCAGUCGUGGUAUUAUAAUCGAUAUCUUAAUGAACUAGGUGAUCAUUACUUACGGAAAGCAAAUGAAAGUAUUAAGAUUGUUAACUGUGAGAUUGCACAUAAUUUAGAAGAAGCAUUUGACAUAUAUUCUCCUUUCUGGGAUGUGCACGAGAGCAAUAUCUCCGAAGUAUCAAUCAGUAUUAAUAAUUCUCUAAUUACUGAUAACGGAAGAGGUAUUGUACAGUUUUCACGUGAUAUGAGAAAUUCUAACAACUUAUUCCAUUACAUACUCCAGGACAAUUCAAUCGAAAGAAAUUCAGCCGGUGGCUUUGAAAUAAGCCUUCCUUACGUUUGGAAUUACAAUGAAAAUUUCACUCAUUCAGUUUACGUAAAUAAUAACACAUGGAGAGGUAAUAAACAAUUUAAUUUCGUUAUUGAUGGUCAUUAUUCAGCAGUUAAUUUGAGCAGAAAUUCUUUCACUGAUAACCUAUGUAAAACAGGCUUGAUUUCUAUUCGAGGUAUGGAAAAGCAAAUGAAAAUUGAUGGAAACAUCAUACAUCGUAACAAUGGUAAAUAUAUGGUUGAAUUUAGAGCUGAUAGUCAAAGUGAAAUAUUAGGAGAAGUAAAAGCGAUUUUUGCUUAUAAUGAAAUUAGAUCUAACAGAUUCGUAAAGUUUUCUAAAAGCGAUCUGCAUCAGCUAUAUCGUGACCCAACAUGUGUGAUUGGAUUUAAUGGUGUACAAAAAGUGCGAGUAAACCGAAAUUUAAUAUCGGAUAAUGUUUUAGACUAUGAUCUAUUAGCAGGUGUUAAAACAGCAAAAAUUAAUAAUAAUUUAGACGUUCGUGAAAAUUGGUGGGGUUCUAAUAAUGCUAGUUUUAUCAAAAAGCGUAUAUUUGAUUUUGACGAUUGGAACAAUCAUGCCGUUGCUCAUUAUCGUCCUUACCUAAUUGAAGAUAGUUUUGACGCUAGUGUUUCUGUCAGUUUUGAUGAAGUAUCACCCGUGGACCUUGAUAACCUAGGAGGACGACUUUUGCAAAAUUUGAUAUUAUAUCGACGGGAAGCACCGUAUGUUCUUCAAUCCGAUUUGACUGUGAUGCCAGAUGUGACACUUACAAUUAAUGCUGGCGUAGAAAUGGAAUUCGCACCCAAUGUUGGCAUCUUGGUUUUAGGAACAUUAGUUGCGCAAGGUUUCAGAGGCUCAGAAAUAGUGAUGAGACCAAUGACGUUAAAUUUAGAUGUCGAUGUAUUUAAAACAUCAGAAAUAGACAAGAGCCAGAAAAUGUCUGAUGAAAAUUCGUUUAAAAACCGAAGAUCUUUAGAAAGUCUUCUAAUGCACGAUACGAUUAGACUAUGCAGUGCUGGAAAUUGUUCAGAUGCUGAAGAACAUAGUGAUACAGCGCAAGGUUUUCUGGAAUAUUACAAUAGAACUACCUUGCAAUGGGUUCCUAUGUGCGAUGACAGAUUUACCGAAAGGAAUGCUCAAGUAGUAUGCAGAGAGCUUGGUUUUGACCCAAUAAACGUGUUUUACCAGCGAGACAGACGAAUAGAGUACCAUUCAAAUUCACUUAGUAGAAUUUGGUCUUGGCCGGAGCCUUUGCAAUGUAAAGGAACUGAGGCGCGAUAUGAUGAUUGUCCCAUUCGUCUCAACGGGCAGCUGUAUGGUCAUCUUCAUACUUGUUCUUGGGAUUCAGAAUUUGUUUUCAUCAGUUGUGGAAGAAGAAAUCUGGAGCUGCCUUCUGAUUAUUGGGGUGGUAUUAGAUUUGCCCAUCCAGAAUUUGAACAUCGAUUGUAUGAACACAGAGUUCAUGAUGUGAGAACUCAUGGCGUCGUUAGAGCAGCAGAAAGCGUUAUGGAAUUCGUUAAAAUUAUAGGUGCAGGAGUAUUACACAAUGAGAAAAGUCCAGCAGUUCAAUCGAUUGUGAGAAGUCCAGCACUUGGUUUUGUCGAUAUUCAGAAAAGUGCACAUCAUGGUCUUAAUUUAGUAUCACCAAGUGCAUCUAUGGAUGUUCGAUUUUUAAAUGUUGACGAAACUCUUGGCGAUGGAAUCAAUGUGGUUUCCCUGACUGGCGAAGGUCGAGAAAGUGACGAAUCAUCAUUCACACCUUUGAAAGAUCUGAAUCUUCCGUAUUCUCUGUUCUCUCUAAUAGACAUAUGUGAUACAUCCAAAGAAAUCAUAGUUGAAGAGCGUGUUCUCUUAUAUUAUAAAUACGACAACUCUCCAGAAUGCGUAAAAAUCUUUAGAAGUGCCUAUGGAAUCAAACCCUUUGGAUUUAGGUUGCUCCAAUUUAAUCUAUUCAAUCGAACCACUGCUCAAGAAUAUGGACAACCUGAUGAAAUUACUUUGUACGAUGGUGAUGUUUAUAAUGUGUCAGCACCUAUAUUAGGAAAAAUCCAAGCAAAUGCUAAAGGUGCAGAGAGAAAGUUUUAUAAAAGCACAUGGCAAGGAUUGAGUGUCAGGUUGUUUGCGAGCGGAGCCAGUGGGACAUAUGGUUUUAUAGCAGAAAUUAUUACUUUGCCGAUUUCAGCAAUUGGAUUUAAUCGCGAUGCACAGCACAACCUGACGUAUUCCACACUAUCAAACUGUUUGACUGGUGCGUUGUCUUACUCGACCGUCGGCGAGGUGUCGCCCACGCUUAGCCUGGAUAAAAACCAAAUCCUGGACAACUGCGUUCAACUUUAUGGAAACUUCUCAACCUGCAAGGCGGCUAUGAAGAUCGAUGUCCAAAAUAUGCAGAACAUGUAUUUCAGGAAUAACUUAGUACGUGGAAAUCAAGGAGGUCUAUGGUUGCGGGCGGACUCCCGCGGUUCCGCCACUUCUCUACGCGGUUGGCUUCAUAACAAUCUAUUCACGGAGAAUUAUAAUCUGCCAGCUCUAUACAUUGAAGGUCGUCAAUCAUCACCAUACCAAGAAGUCACUAUAUACAAAAACUAUUUUUCAAGAAAUGUCUUGCAAUAUCAUGAUGUUAUAGUUUUGAAGCAAGUUGUUUCAAAUUUUUCUUACAACUACGUUAAUAGCAACAGUGGGGCUAGAAUAAUGGAAAUUUCAGGAUUUGAAAAAGUUCGACUACCAAUUUAUCAGACUACAAUGCAUAACGGUUUUAUAAGUAAUAACUACGCCGUAGACCCGUUGGGAAGAGCUACGAUCGUAGCAGGCACUGCCGGGCAGCAGUAUGUGGAUAACAUCUUUUUCAACCCGGACAAUGAUUAUGAAAUGAUUACUGUCAACAGAUCUAUGUGA